AAAAAGAAAGAAACAAAGACAGACAGACAGAAAAAAAAGCGAUGAAAGUUUGGGCUGUGCUGCCGUGCCUGGCCGUGCUGGCGGUGUGCGUGUGCGCGCGGAACGGCCGGGUGAGCAGGGAGCUGGCCCACGCGCGCCAGGCCGCCGUGGCCGCCGCGCUCAACUCGCAGCCCGGAGCCUGCGGCACGCGCCUGCCGCGCGGGAAGCGGUCCGCGCCCGGACCCGAGAGGCGCGCGCCGGGGGGAGCGGGCAGGAGGAGAGGCGGUGAGCCCGGGCAGGAGGAGCGCGAGAGGAGCCGCGCGGUCAGGUUCGGGGGCCGGGGAGACCAGCUGCGCCUGCGGCCAGCGGUGGACGUCCCGAGGGGCAACUUCACCCUUAGCAUGUGGGUGAAGCCUGAGGGGGGGCAACGGCCACGCGCAGUGAUCGCAGGCCUCUUUGAUAAGUGCUUCUACGCCUCAAGUGAUCGCGGCUGGAUAUUGGGCAUAAAGUCAGUAAGCGACCAUGGCAACCGGGACCCACGCUUCUUCUUCUCCCUCAAGACUGACCGAGCACAUAAGGUGACCUCCAUCCACUCCAAUGCCCGUUACCUGCCUGGCCAUUGGGCCCACGUGGCAAUCACAUAUGAUGGCCUCUAUAUGAAACUGUUUGUGAAUGGUGCUCAGACUGCUGUUAGCAGGGAACAGUCUGGAGAUGUCUUCUGUGCUCUUACCAAGAAGUGUAAGGUGCUGAUGUUGGGUGGAAAUGCCUUGAACAACAACUACCGCGGUUCAGUUGAGCAGGUCACUCUGUGGCGUCAAGCCCUACCCCCGCGUCAGAUCAUAAGGCACAUGCACGGCUAUGAGGACUCGCAAUACCAAGCUGACUUGGUCAUCCGGGAGAGUUUCGAGCACCCUGGGCGCAAGUGGCUUCCGGUGAAGGAUGGCAGUUUUCCGCAGCCGGACGAUGGCCCUCGGGCUGGACUUGGCUCUCUGGACACAACCCUGGAGCCCCCAGCCUGUGGCCAGACCAUUUGUGAUAAUGUGGAAGUCGUCCACAACUACAACCAGUUCUGGAGCUUCCGACGGCCUAAGACGGUGCGCUACCGGGUGGUCAACAUUUUUGACGAUGAGCUUCGUCGACCCACCGUCACCGAUCAGCAGAUUCAUCUGCAGCACCAGCACCUGAACGAGGCCUUCGCCAUGUACAACAUCACAUGGGAGCUGACGGUUCACAAUGUCAGCAACUCUUCGCUACGUUGCCGGCUAGUGCUAGCCAACUGUGAUAUCAGUAAGGUGGGCGAUGAGGACUGUGACCCUGAAUGUAACCACACCCUGACAGGCUUUGAUGCUGGCUACUGCAGGCCCAGGACCCGCUGUCCGAAUCACAAGCUGAAAAACGGAGUGUGUGAUCCCGAGUGCAACUGGGAUAACUAUGAGUACGAUAACGAUGACUGCUGCAACCCCAACGUUACUGAUGUGACCAAAACCUGCAUCAAUCCAGCAUCAAAUUUAAGGGCCUACAUGGACGUGAAGGAACUGAAAGAGAUCCUUCGUCUGGACGGCUCCACACACCUUAACAUCUUCUUCGCCAACUCGUCUGACGAGGACCUUGCUGGAGUAGCCACCUGGCCAUGGGACAAGGAGGCCCUGACACAUCUAGGGGGCAUAGUCUUGAAUCCAUCUUUCUACGGGACGUUUGGCCACACGCACACCAUGAUCCACGAGAUCGGACACAGUCUGGGCCUGUACCAUGUCUUCAGGGGCAUCUCGGAGAUCGAGUCCUGCAACGAUGCCUGUUUGGAGACCGAGCCUUCGCUGGAAACAGGAGAUUUGUGUGCUGACACGAACCCCACACCUAAAUACAAGCACUGCAGAGACCCAGAGCCUGGAAAUGAGACGUGUGGCUGCCGCAACUUUGUCCACACACCUUACAAUAACUACAUGAGUUAUGCAGAUGAUGACUGCACGGAUUCUUUCACCCUAAACCAGGUGGCCCGCAUGCACUGUUACCUGGACCUGGUCUACCAAACCUGGCAGCCCAACUACAAACCAUCUAUUGUGCCCAUGGCUCCCCAUGUGGUGGACCAGGGCCAGGACACCAUCACCAUUGAGUGGUUCCCUCCGCUCACGGGACACGUCUAUGACAGAGAAGUGGGAUCAGUGUGUGAUAAAUGCGCAGAAGGCCGGGUCUUCCUCCAGUACGCCUCCCACUCCUGGUCCCCGCGGCCCUGCUUACCUUCCGGCCACUGGAGCCCACGUGAGGCUGAGGGUCCACCUGAUGUGGAGCAGGUGUGUGAGCCGAGUGUUCGUACCUGGAGCCCCCACAACAGCGUGGAUAUGGGCCUCGUACCCCCACCUUGCCCCCUGCAGGGUUGUAUGCUACAGCUAGAGUUUACCUACCCGGUUGUACCUGAAUCCCUCACCGUCUGGGUCACCUUCUGUUCCCCCGAGGAAACUGCACUGCCCGCCAUCCACAACAUCAUGUUGCUGACUGUAAGCGGCCAAAACCUCUCCCUGGGUCCUAGCAAUGUUUUCUGUGACACGCCACUGACCCUCAAGCUGGACGCAAAGGAGAAGGUGUACGGAGUGCAGUUCUUCACCAUGGAGCAGCACCUGGAGAUCGAUGCCACCUUGCUUGCAUCCAAGCCAGACUGCCCGCUGUGCCAGAGCUGCGAGCCACUGCGUUACCGGCUAUUACGUCAACCUCUGUUCACUUACAGUCCGAAGGGCAUUGACCUCAGUGAUGCAACACGCAGAUAUGUGGACAGGAAUGUGCAACGUGGGGUGGUGUACACGUACCAGGUCCAGACCCUGUCCAGAUUGGGUGAGAGUGAACCGUCCCCUCCACUCACUCACCGUCUCGGAGCACCAUACUGCGGAGAUGGAAUCAUCCAGAGGUCUGAAGGUGAGCAGUGUGAUGAUAUGAACUCCAUGAAUGGUGAUGGCUGCUCCAGUCGAUGCAAGAAAGAGCCUUUCUUCAACUGCAUAGACGAGCCCAGCAUGUGCUACUACUACGAUGGCGAUGGUGUGUGUGAGGACUUUGAGCGGGAGACCAGUGUGAGGGACUGUGGGCUGUACACCCCAAGUGGGUUCCUGGACCAAUGGGCCACUUCAGUGGAGGCAUCCAAUGAGGAAAGGCUCUACUGCCCUGCUGAAGUGGCAGCAGGAUACCCCGCUGUCACUAAGACCUGUCAGUCCAAGGUGUUUGACCUUUCUGAUGGUGUUUCCCAGUAUGCUUGGUUUCCCUGCCGUGAGGCCCAGCAGGUGACCUGGUACCGCCGAUAUUGGCUGAAGGCCUACUUCUCCCACCCCAUGGUAGCUGCAGCAGUGAUCAUCUAUUUGGCAGCAGAUGGGACAAGCUUUCUUGACCAGAGCCAGUGCAACAUCACUGUGCAGUUGGUGGACACGAAGGAGAAGAUCCACAACCUAGGUGAUUGGCGCCUGAGCUGCCGCAACAACCCCCUAGUGAUCCCCGUGAACCACGACCUCAGCAUGGCAUUCUACCACACCAGAUCCAUCCUGCUGAUCUUUCGAUCUGAGCUGGUGGCCAUCUCAGGUGUGGCCCUGCGCUCCUUCCAGUUCUUCGACCCCAUCACUAUCAGCGGCUGCCAGAGCAAUGAAAUUUACAACCCUAUGGGCCAAAGUUGUGUUCAUUACUCCUGUGAGGCGAUUGACUGCCCGGAGCCGAAGGUCCGCAAUGCAGAGUUGAGGUGCAGCGGCGGAUUCUUCAACGGCGCUCGCUGCACCGUCACAUGCAACAGCGGCUAUGUGCUGCAGGUCCACCGGGACGAUGACCUCAUCAAGAGCCAGUCAGGAUCCACUGUGACCAUGACCUGUACAGACGGCAAGUGGAACAAGCAAGUGUCCUGCGAGCCUGUGGACUGCGGACUGCCUGACAAGUACCACGUCCACCCUGCUAACUUCCACUUCCCUGAGGGCACCACCUACGGCAAGAAGUGCACCUUCCAGUGUAGGGAACCUGCCCAGCUCGUUGGCACUAAUAACACCCUGACGUGUAUGGAGGACGGACUUUGGUCCUUCCCUGAGGCCUUGUGUGAGCUCCGCUGUCCCGCUCCUCCUCCUGUGCCUAACGCCAUGCUGAUGACCAAGCGUUGCAAUGAGACUGGCCUCAAAGUGGGCUCCCUCUGCAAGUACAAGUGCAAGCCUGGUUAUCACGUCGCCAACAAACCCAAAAGGCGGUCGUUUAAGCGGCAGUGUACAGAGGAUGGCCGGUGGCUGGAGGGUUCCUGUGAGCCGGUGACGUGUCCACCACCGCCGCCGGUCUUCCACGGCAUGUACCAGUGCACCGAUGGCUUCCACUUCGACAGCACAUGCUGGCUCCAGUGCAAUGGGGCCAAUCACACGGUGAGGCCGCCGCCUCCCUGCAAGCAGGGCCCGAACGCCAACGUGAUCCGCUGCAGGAAGGACGGGAACUGGACUGGAGCUUUCCGGAUCUGUCCGCAGCUAAAGGGCCAGUGCGCUCUGCCUCGGAACCUGAACCCCAGUGUCUUCACCAGCUGCAAAAAAGGAUACGGCAUAGGAGCAGAGUGUGAGGUUUCAUGCAGGGACAUCAACAACGAUGUGGUCAUUCUCCCCGACAACAUGACAGCUAGCAGUGUUCUGGAGCACCACUGGAUGAACCCACCCAAAGUCACGCAUAUAGUGUGCACCAUGGGUCUGAAGUGGUACCCCCAUCCUGAGAUCCUCCACUGCAUCCGAGGCUGUGAGCCGUUCCAGGGCGAUAAUUACUGUGAUGCCAUGAACAAUAGAGCCUAUUGCAACUACGAUGGAGGAGACUGCUGCCAUUCCACUGUCAAGACUAAGAAGGUGAUCCUGUUUCCGUCAUCCUGCGACGUGCAUAGCGAGUGUGCCUGCCGGGACCCCAACGCCCCCGAGAACAGAAAAGGGGAGAGCGUGUACUCCCUGGGCUGAGAGCGAGGCUGCAGCGAACCCAGCUACAGACUGGGGUAGAGAGCAAGACAUUGUUUCAGAUAUGCUGCUUCACAAGUGUACCUCUUCUGUCCCAGCCAUCGCACUCGUCCAACGUCAACGUCUGCCUGCAGUCCUCUGUCACUUUUUGGAAGGUGUCUCAUCUCCACCUCUACAGGAAGGAAAAAAAAAUGUA
Molecule: messenger RNA, 5103 nt
Organism: Colossoma macropomum (tambaqui)
Lineage: Eukaryota; Metazoa; Chordata; Actinopteri; Characiformes; Serrasalmidae
Gene: pappaa
Product: pregnancy-associated plasma protein A, pappalysin 1a
Exons: 23
Coding region: 42-4910 (1622 amino acids)
Molecular function (GO): metallopeptidase activity; protein binding
Source: RefSeq, a predicted model, not a curated record